Drosophila mauritiana is the source of this 1591-nucleotide messenger RNA. RefSeq names its product microsomal glutathione S-transferase 1. The record is from RefSeq and is a predicted model, not a curated record. NCBI's taxonomy places the organism in Eukaryota, Metazoa, Arthropoda, Insecta, Diptera, Drosophilidae. Gene Ontology annotation, cellular component: membrane. Bases 841 to 1344 code for a protein of 167 amino acids. The transcript is spliced from 2 exons.
UUGUAUCAGGCUCCCUGGAAAAUGCGUCUGUGCCCCAGAUUGGGGAUCACAUCAGGCAUGUUCCGAGUUUGAGUGGGUCUCCAUUAAGCGGCAGACAUCUAAUCAGACGGCGAAUUGCCUCGUUUCAAUUCAUUUUCGUCUGCCUGAAAGACGCUGACAAACCAACGACCCUACAAACAUGCGCACAUGGAUACUGUAUGUAUGUAUAUUUUAAUGAUUUCUGCGGUUUUUGUACACAUGCUGAUAGUGAUAAUAUAGUUGGCCCCACGCAUUCAAAGCGUGAAAUGUUCGCUCUCUUCUUUUUCCUAUCUGUCUGCUUCCGUUUCCCCCUCCCCUGUCAUCGAGUUGGUGAUAAUUUUCUUUAAAAUAUGAAAUUGGUAUUUAAUUCCAAAUGAGCUUUGUAAAUUAUUAGUAGACAUACAAAUGAAUCGAGUGAUUUAAUAUUAAUUAACUGCCUUGUUUAGAGAAUUUAAGGUUAUUAUCAGUAGCUUGUUGAAAUAUAGGUGGCUCUCUCUACGAAUAAAUCGCUGAAAAGUCAGCGCUAGAUGGCGCCUUGAUAUCUUAUGCUGUUAACAUGUAGAUAAUAUGAAGAAAAAGUGAAGCCUUUUUUUUUAAUCUGUUACUUUAUGUGGAUUAUUAUUUCUCAAGAAUACCACAAAAACUGCUGGGGGAAUACCACAUAAAUGGGGUCGAUGGGCAGUAUUUCCUUUAAAUUAUUAAUAAAGUGUAAAUGAGGCCAAUUGAGGGAACCAUGUCACCUGUUGUGCUUCCUCCUCCGCAAAUCGGCCUCCUUGGCCACGCAAUAACCUCCGGACUGUUGACGAACAAGGAACACUUGCCAUGGACAACGGACCGACUGAUGCCACGCCCACUGCCGCCGCCUUCCGGCUGAUUCUGCUUAGCAAAUCGAAUCCCGUGAUGGGCUGCUACAUGUUCUGGACCAGUUUGCUCGUGCUGAAGAUGCUCGUUAUGUCGCUACUGACCGCCCGCCAGCGAAUGAAGACCAAGACCUAUGCCAACCCAGAGGACUUACGCCUCAGUCGGAGUCCGGAGGUUCGAUUCGGAGAUCCCAAUGUGGAGCGAGUGCGUCGUGCCCAUCGCAAUGACCUAGAAAACAUUCUGCCCUUUCUUCUGAUGUCGCUGGCCUAUGUGGCCAGCGGACCGAAUCCCCUGACCGCCCGUCUGCUCAUCCGGAUCGGUGCAAGUGCCCGGCUGCUCCACACGGUGGUCUACGCCAUCAUCCCGGUUCCGCAGCCAGCAAGAGCCCUGGCCUUCUUCACCACCUUCGCCAUCACCUGCUUCGAGGCGGGCUACGUGCUCGUCUGCUGUAUCAAGUACAUUUAGACUACUGCUGACCCCACUUUGCCAACUAACUACUCCUCACCCACUCGCAUUCAUAGCACCAGUGAUGUCAAGGUACAGAUUUUGGUGCUCAUUUUUAGUGAAAACGUAUGGUUUAUACAUUUAGAUGCUUUAAUUUAGCAGCAUUUUUCCUAACUUUGAAGUAUAGGUCACCUAUAAUUGGUUGUUAAAGAAUAUAUAGGUAAUGCAAUUGGGUGAAAAAAUUUUGAUAUAUAUUAUAUACACAAAA